This is a messenger RNA of Dovyalis caffra, 1488 nucleotides long. Lineage: Eukaryota; Viridiplantae; Streptophyta; Magnoliopsida; Malpighiales; Salicaceae. The record is from the annotation of a GenBank genome assembly.
AUGGGAGCUCAUCGCCAUUUUGAGCCAGUAACAAAAUGUAGCAGAGAGGGACGAUCAAAUCAGACUGUGGCUGCAGACCUAGAUGGAACACUUCUUGUAUCAAGAAGUGCUUUUCCUUACUUCUUGCUUCUUGCUAUUGAAGCUGGGAGUCUCUUUAGAGGACUAGUUCUUUUGGCAUCAGUCCCAUUUGUGUACUUUACGUACCUACUUGUGUCAGAGGCAAUGGCAAUCAAGACUUUCAUCUUCAUUGCCUUUGCAGGACUUAAAAUAAGAGACAUUGAGCUUGUUUCAAGGUCUGUCUUGCCCAAGUUUUAUGCUGAUGAUGUUCAUCCAGAAACUUGGAGGGUGUUCAAUUCCUUUGGAAAAAGAUACAUUAUUACAGCCAAUCCUAGGAUUAUGGUCGAGCCAUUUGUCAAGACCUUUUUAGGGGCCGACAAGGUUCUCGGCACGGAACUAGAGGCUACAAAAUCUGGAACGGCAACUGGAUUUGUCACGAAACCGGGCAUUCUUGUUGGAGAUCAUAAAAGAGCUGCUCUCCUGAAGGAGUUUGGCACUAAUUUGCCUGAUUUAGGACUGGGAGACCGCCAAACUGACCAUGACUUCAUGUCCAUUUGCAAGGAAGGAUAUAUGGUUCCAAGAACUAAGUGUGAGCCACUAGCAAGAAACAAGCUUCUAAGCCCUGUGAUAUUCCAUGAGGGACGGUUUGUUCAAAGACCUACUCCUUUGGUUGCCCUUUUGACCUUCUUAUGGAUGCCAAUUGGUAUUAUUCUCUCCAUACUUAGGGUCUACCUUAACAUCCCUCUGCCUGAAAGACUUGCCUGGUACAAUUAUAAGCUACUAGGAAUUAGAGUUAUCGUUAAGGGUACUCCUCCACCUCCUCCAAGAAAAGGCCAAAGUGGAGUCCUCUUUGUUUGCAAUCAUCGUACUGUCUUGGACCCAGUUGUCACUGCUGUUGCACUAGGAAGAAAGAUUAGUUGUGUCACGUAUAGCAUAAGCAAGUUCACUGAAAUUAUUUCCCCCAUUAAGGCUGUUGCUUUAUCAAGGGAGAGAGACAGAGAUGCUGCUAAUAUUAAGCGAUUGCUUGAAGAAGGAGACUUGGUGAUUUGCCCCGAAGGAACCACGUGUAGAGAGCCAUUUCUCUUGAGAUUUAGUGCUCUUUUUGCUGAACUUACUGAUAGGAUUGUGCCAGUUGCGAUCAAUACAAAACAAUCUGUGUUUCAUGGCACCACUGUCCGAGGACACAAAUUGUUGGACCCUUAUUUUGUGUUCAUGAAUCCAAUGCCAACAUAUGAGAUCACCUUCUUGAAUCAGCUGCCCACAGAGCUUACUUGCAAAGGAGGCAAAUCAGCCAUUGAAGUUGCUAAUUACAUUCAAAGGGUGCUGGCUGGGACCCUUGGAUUUGAGUGCACAAAUUUGACUAGGAAGGACAAGUACGCUAUACUUGCAGGAACAGAUGGCCGUGUUCCAUCUAAGAAGGAAAAGGCUUGA